UGGAUGGAUAUGUGUGUGUGUGCGAGUGUAUACCCGUCCUUUUUUCCCACUAAGGAUACAUUAUGGACCAGCAUAUUGAGGCAUCAAUGAAGGUUUCACCUCAUACCUGUGCAACAUUACAUGAGCACAGGAUUACAACUUUCAAUGCACAAAGGAAAAUCUGUGUUUGGUCAACGACCCAUGGUCCAAAUAUCUGAUGGAAAAAUAAGAGGAAUUUAUGACUUUGCCUAUUAUGGAAGGCAGUUUGCAGGCUUCAUUGGUAUUCCUUACGCUGAACCUCCACUUGGUCAACUUCGAUUCAAGGAACCUGUACCGGUGAAACCAUGGCAAGGCAUAUGGGAUGCAUCACGGUUGAAGAUUAACUGUCUGCAGCUUGAUGAUGAUAGGCAGAAAGUUGUUGGAGAAGAAGACUGCUUAUAUCUUAAUGUUUUUACAUCUCAGCUGCCAUCGGUAAAUUCUAUACAUCCAAAAUUGGAUGUAGUUAUCUUUUUCCACCCAGGUGCGUUCAUGUUUGGAGGUGGUGACUGGUAUGGACCACACUACAUAAUGGACCGCAAUGUAGUGUUGGUGACAGUAAAUUACAGGCUUAAUGUACUUGGGUUUUUAAGUACUUUAGAUGAGGUGCUUCCUGGCAACAAUGGGUUGAAAGAUCAGGUACUGGCAUUGAAGUGGGUUAAGAAGAAUAUAGCAGCAUUUGGAGGAAAUCCUGACAGUGUAACAAUUGCAGGGACAUCAGCAGGUGCAUCAAGUGUGCAAUAUCAUUUCCUGUCACCACUUUCAAAAGGUUUGUUUGUCAGAGGCAUAUCAACAAGUGGCACAACAUUGUGCGCUUGGGCAAAUGCAGAGAGAAUGAGAGAAAAAGCAUUCCGACUUGGAGCAGCAGUAGGUUGUGAUACUGAUUCAUCUACUAUGCUUAUUAGAUGCCUAAGGAAUCGACCUGCAGGUCAACUGGUUGAGAAGGUGCUCCUAUUUCAGCCAUGGAAUUUCAAUCCAUUUUCCCCAUUUGCACCAGUUACUGAGAAGCCACACGAAGGUGCAUUUAUCACAGAGGAUCCUCUUCAAGCUUUGAUUGGUGGUAAACUUAGAAAUCUACCAUGGUUGACAGGUGUUACUACAUCUGAGGGAUUGUAUCCUGCAGCACGCUUCCUGAAUGAUGAGGAACAGUUACAUGAAUUAGACACCAAGUUCAACGAAAUAGCACCAUUGAUAAUGCAUUACAAUUAUACAAUCAAACUAAAUGACUUGCCCAAGGUAAACAAAAUGAUACGAAGUUUCUAUCUCGGUAGCAAAACUAUUUCCAAAAACACAACCACAGAAGUCACACAGAUGAUUGGUGAUCGCCUGUUCCAAGUACCAGCUGCAAGAGCUGUAGAGCUGCAGGCUCACAAAAAUAAAUCUCCAGUGUAUCUCUAUAAAUUCAACUAUAGGGGAACUUACAGCUUGUCAGACAGGCUGUCACAUACAUAUAUUAAUUUUGGUGUAGCCCAUGCUGAUGAUGUUGGAUAUAUUCUUAAUACGUCAUACAUACCAAGAUUUGAAAAUCAAGAAGAAAAAGACAUGUCAAAUUUCUUACUUGAUAUGUGGAUCAACUUUAUGAGAAAUGGAAAUCCUAAUUCUGAAGAACAUAAUUUUGGCUGGACACCAACAAGUUCAACAGGAGCACAGAUAGACCUCCUGGAAAUCAAUAGUCCUACAAACUAUAACAUGACAGAGGAUUCAGACCUUGGACAUCUUAACUUUUGGAACAAAAUUCCAGACCAGAGAGCUAAAUACUUUCAUUCACCUUCUUAAUAACAUCAGAAAACAACAAGAGAUCCAUUAGAAGUUAAUGCAGAGGUGAUAUAAUAUUUAAUGUUAUAUUUCAGCAGUGUGUGUGAGUCCAUUUGUCACUUACUCAUAAUACCAGAAAGUUUUUGAGUAGUGUAUGACAUUUGAUAUUACAUGAUACAGAUGAAUGGUAAU
Messenger RNA from Schistocerca cancellata (South American locust), 1962 nucleotides. Its product is annotated as esterase FE4-like. The transcript has 12 exons. The record is from RefSeq and is a predicted model, not a curated record. NCBI's taxonomy places the organism in Eukaryota, Metazoa, Arthropoda, Insecta, Orthoptera, Acrididae. Bases 121 to 1791 code for a protein of 556 amino acids.